AUGUUUCUUGCACAUCAACUGCGCAAUACGGGGCACAUGUCCGUCUAUGCAGCGGAAUGUGGCUUUCCGGUACACCGACAGCGGUACCUUCGAACAGCUCUAACAUCGCAACACGUCUGCCCAUAUCUCACUACACUUUCAUUCAGACGUGCAACUUACCGACUAUCUUCUACUCCUAAUUUGCUUAAUCACACUAUUGUUAACAGUGUGAUAAAAAUCGCAGACGUUCGUCGUCGCUCCUUACGGGAACCUGAAAGAUGUCUUGCAACAACUUCUUCCAUGCGAACAUGCUCGUCCACAAUAACACCAACGGGUACGGAUGCGGGUGUGGUCAAGAACGAUAAGGGUACCUCUAGACUCUUGUCAAAUAUGAAGGAAUUGGUACAAACUUUUAACAAAAGAGCUAGAGUUCAACUCCUGAUAACUUACAAAACAAUCGAGGAAACAUCACCCAGGGACAACAAGUAUGAGCAUGAGCAUGUAGAGAAAGUUCAUAAAUGUCCAAGUAACAGGAUCCAUAGUCCUGAAUCACGAAAGUAUUUCGCCCAUUGUGGGAGACACUACACCAGGCAAGGAGACAAGAAGAAUCAUGAAGAGAAUUGCGUCAAAUGCAGGAUAAUGCAGCAAGAGGAGAGGGAUAAAGCUCAAACCCAUCACGGACUCCUAGAUAUGGUAAAAGGCCUCGUGGUGAGCAAGUUGAAAACAAUCACUGCAAGCGGCGUACUAGAUGCAAAACAUGAUAGUACGAAUCACCCGCAGAAGAGGAAACCCCGGGAGAUCGAUCGCAAUACUGCCCAGCUAAUGAGUGUCGAGUUAUCCCGGGUUACUACAUCAAAAUUAACGCCAGGCGACGAGCAGGGCUACAUCUACAUACUUCGCGACUCAAAAAAUGGUCUUUUGAAAAUCGGGUUUGCCAAAGAUCCCAAAGUACGGAUUAAACAACACAAUAAGUGUGGUCGAGACUUGAAACCUGUUUAUGUGACGCAUUGCGUCAAGUGGACGAAGCGGGCUGAGCGGAUGAUCAAGUUGGAUCUAAAGCACUUGUGUAGACCUUGGUUCUGUCCAUCGUGUCGACAACGCCACGUGGAGUAUUUCGAAGUCACAGAGGAGAGAGCAAAAGCGAUCGUAGAGAGUUCGGAUGGGAACAUCACUCCGUUAUGGAAUCAUUUGAUCCUGUUCGGCAGAAGACCUAAUCAACCGAUGGGAACUUAUGAUCAUGAAGCCCGAUGGGCCCACUGGAGUUGGGUAUUAUCCUCGCCCUCAGAAGGCGGUUUAAGACAUUUACAAGAGAGCACUGCACAGCACGGAUUUGGCCAUGAUGAUGGCCUAAUGCCUGCUGGGAAAAAAAGCGAUCGAACAAUGAGAUACGACGACUUAUCCACAAAAGUCUCUGUGGCAAGGGUUUUAGGGGUUUGGGUGACUAAAACAGCUGAAAAAUCCUGA
Molecule: messenger RNA, 1443 nt
Organism: Bipolaris victoriae FI3
Lineage: Eukaryota; Fungi; Ascomycota; Dothideomycetes; Pleosporales; Pleosporaceae
Exons: 2
Coding region: 1-1443 (480 amino acids)
Source: RefSeq, a predicted model, not a curated record